CGGGGUGGGCGUACGCGAAGUCUGUUCCACCCACUGACCUCUACCUCCCUGGCCUGGUUCAUCGUAACGUAGACAUGGUAGAGUACUACUUUGUCUUUGAGUUAAUUUUAGAGAGCUCUAUCUGAGUCUGACUUCAUCCUUUCGGACAGUCUGAAAUAGAAUUACUUGGAGAUACACCUCGACCUACGGCUUUGUAUGAGGAUGGAAGAAACCAUAUAUGAUGUCUGCAUUAUAGGAGCUGGAAUGGUGGGGUCAGCUGCAGCCAAAUGGCUCUGUAAACUGCAACCGGAAACCAAAGUCUGUCUGAUUGGGCCUCAGGAACCAACAGAAGAGGAGUGGCAAUCAGGGAAGCGGGAGAUAUUUUCAUCCCACUACGAUGAGGGUCGAUUGACAAGGGAAUUGAAUGAGAGUCUGAUAUGGAGUCUCCUUGCUCGGAGAUCAAUACAGCGAUACAGACAGAUUGAGAAAGAAAGUGGCAUAAACUUCUACCAGGAAGUUGGCUGUUUAUAUGCCGAUUUGAAGAAUGGAGAGUCACUACAUCAAACAGUACAGAAUGCAGAAACGAUUGGAAAUGUUGCAUACAAAUCCUUAAAUGCUGCUGGUCUCAAAGCCCAGUUUCCCUAUCUGCAUGCAGAGGAAAGCUGGCAAAUGCUGUUCAACUUCAAAAAUGCGGGACAUGUCAGUGCCCGGAAUCUCGUCGCUGCUCAACAGAAAAUAGCUGCAUCUCAUGGGUGUGAUAUCAUCAAUGAUGUUGUGGUGAAAGUACAAGAGAAGGAGAAAUCAAGGGACAGUUUCAUCAACAUUGUCUGUCAAAGUGGGCGUAAAGUUGCUGCCAAACGUGUACUGCUCUGCACAGGUGCCUUCUCCAACAGCUACGACCUGCUACCCAGGGGCAAACAGAUCGAGUUCUACCCCAUAGAGGUCUCUGUAAUGAAAGCAGAGUUAAGUCAAGACGAUGCUCUGAAAAUGGCGGACAUGCCCGUGAUGAUGUCCAGAGUACCGGGAAAACAAUACUACAUUCUGCCUCCAAUCAAAUACCCUGAUGGAAAGUAUUAUAUCAAGAUCGGAGACUAUAACACCAGCAUCACCUUACUACGUACUCACCAAGAGAUAGCAGAAUGGUUCCGAUCUCAGGGGCGUUAUGAAGAUGACACCGAUGAAGCUGUAGAACUCUUAAAAUUCAUUGUUCAAGAUUUGAAUCCCAUCUCCGUGACCACUUCAUGCUGUGUAAGCUCUCACACACCGACCAAACUCCUGUAUUGUGAUAUGAUAACACCACGCCUUGGAGCUCUGAUGGGCAUGUCGGGUCAGGGGGCCAAAUCCAGCGAUGAGAUUGGUAGAAUGGGGGCAAAGAUGAUCGCCAGGGGGGCGUGGGAUUACGACCUCCCUGCAGAACUCUUUAGAUUACAGUACAAGAAAAUGGAGAAUGCCAAGCUAUGAUUAGGGAGCGAGCUUAAGGUAAAUCUGAAAUAUAAUGAACAUAUGGACUAUAAUGAACAUAUGGAAUGUAAUGAACAUAUGGAAUGUAAUGAACAAAUGAAAUAUAAUGGAACAUAUGAAAUAUAAUGAACAUAUGGAAUGGAAUAUAAUGAACAUCUGGAGUAUGAUGAACAUCUGAAAUACAGAGCAUAAAAUAAUCAAA
This is a messenger RNA of Strongylocentrotus purpuratus (purple sea urchin), 1642 nucleotides long. Its product is annotated as monomeric sarcosine oxidase. The record is from RefSeq and is a predicted model, not a curated record. The transcript has 6 exons. Bases 196 to 1440 code for a protein of 414 amino acids. NCBI's taxonomy places the organism in Eukaryota, Metazoa, Echinodermata, Echinoidea, Camarodonta, Strongylocentrotidae. Gene Ontology annotation, molecular function: sarcosine oxidase activity; flavin adenine dinucleotide binding.